AUGACCAAGAGCUUUGCCGACAUCGCGACGGCCAACAGACGACGCGUCAAGCAGGACCAACACGUGCGGAACAAGUUGGCCAAGUGCACAUCCGGACAAGAGCGAUUGCGCUGCGCAAUCCAGAUGAUGAUCAGCGAAGCCAAGAAAAUCACUAACGCGGUGGACAACACCAGCAUCCUACUCCUCGUGCUCAUGCAGGACAUCCUCGACCAGGAUUCCCUCGCCACGGACGACAACCAAGCAAGUGGCAGUGGAGCGGCAGCGCAUUCGAUGCACGCCGAUGCGCAGAGCCACGAAGCCAGCUACGAG
Molecule: messenger RNA, 309 nt
Organism: Symbiodinium sp. CCMP2456
Lineage: Eukaryota; Dinophyceae; Suessiales; Symbiodiniaceae
Source: the annotation of a GenBank genome assembly